ACGUCGUUCACGCGAGACGAUCAAUAAUUCGUAACACGUGCACGUAGCACGUGGAAAUCGCGGAAUCGCAAUACGUGACCGACAAUGUUAAAUCGAUAUCUUCAUAGCAACUACGAGGCCUUCUUGGUUAAUGCAUGCUGGCGCAUCUCUUGUCACAACACUUGCGAUUUUCCGCCGUGAUUCCCGCUACAGUUAGAAGCUGACGCAAGACAAAAAUGGUAAAAAUCACCCUGGAAUUAAUACGGAAACGCUCGGAGCACAAUGAGGGCGAAAUAUCAACGUUGGAAGAGAUAGCCUUGCACCAGGAGAAUAUCGAUAAAAUCCAAUUGAUAGACAGACAGUGCAGGAAUCUCAAGAUUCUCCUGUUGCAGCACAACCUGAUAUCGAAGAUAGAGAAUCUGAAUAUGCUGAAGAGACUGGAAUACCUAAAUCUGGCCCUCAAUAACAUCGAGCUUAUCGAAAACCUGGAGGGCUUAGAGAGCUUAAAGAAGUUAGACCUCACCAUCAAUUUUAUCGGAAAUUUACAAAGUGUAAAAAAUCUCAGAUGCAACGAGCAUCUGGAGCAUCUGAUUCUAAUGGGAAAUCCUUGCACGGAUUACGAGUACUACAGGCAAUACGUUGUGGCGACUUUACCGCAAUUGCGGGAGCUCGACAUGCAGGAAAUUGAAAGAUCGGAACGCAUCAAGGCAUUGCAGAUUUAUUCGCAAGCGCGAGACGAUGUUAUCGAGAGCUACAAGCAUUACGAGAAGACCAGGAUAGCUCAACGCGCUCGUCGUAACGCUGCGCACGAAACCACAGAAACAAUGAAGCAGACGAAUAAUACAGAGGCGCAAGUGAAACACACAGAGACCGAGCGAAGCGAGAAUACGACAAUAGAGCAGGAUGAGUCAGAAGAUGAACAUUUUUGGAAACAGCCUAGUUAUCACACGCCGGAAGAUAGAGUCGCCAUUGCUGAGCGAUUUAUGAAGAAACAGGAGAAUAAGAGUCGUGUCUCGGAUAAGAGCAAGCAUCCGAAACGUGUGCUGAAGCUAUUCGCUCCAGACGGAAGAGCAUAUAAUAUAAAUCAGGCAAACGUGCCAUUCAGAUUAAACGAUGAAGACGAUCCCGAUUUUGUUGUUCUUGAAGUCUCCGUUUACAGACACUUGGACACUGCUUAUAUCGACGUCGACGUAAACCCGGCUUACGUGCGAGUCACCAUAAAAGGAAAGAUCCUACAGCUGACCCUGCCCUGCGAGGUAUCGGUUGAGAGAAGCAACGUUCGACGGAACACGACCACCGGAAGUUUAGUGAUCGCUAUGGCCCGUUUGACUCCGUGCACGGUAAUCGUGAGGAAGGACGAGUCGACGACAAAGAGGAAGUCCAGCGAAACAAAGGUGAUUACAGUUCGGCCACCGGUCACCUCCCGACGAGUUCUCCUCGAGAUCGGCCCGUCCACGGAUAUUCACGAUUUCCUCAAGAUAACUGGAGAUCCCGCGAAACGAGUUCAGAAGAAAGAGAAGAAGGAUCUCGACAAUUUCGAGGACAACUCGGACGUACCGCCUCUCGAAUAAACGGACGGGACGAAUAAAACCUCACGACUGUAAAUACGACGGUGAUCUCGUAAACUGAUCGUCCCGUUGGCU
This is a messenger RNA of Vollenhovia emeryi, 1622 nucleotides long. RefSeq names its product protein tilB (gene tilB). Gene Ontology annotation, biological process: outer dynein arm assembly. Gene Ontology annotation, molecular function: protein binding. Bases 216 to 1550 code for a protein of 444 amino acids. Gene Ontology annotation, cellular component: cytoplasm. NCBI's taxonomy places the organism in Eukaryota, Metazoa, Arthropoda, Insecta, Hymenoptera, Formicidae. The record is from RefSeq and is a predicted model, not a curated record. The transcript has 4 exons.